Mesoplodon densirostris (Blainville's beaked whale) is the source of this 1298-nucleotide messenger RNA. Its product is annotated as spidroin-1-like. The record is from RefSeq and is a predicted model, not a curated record. The coding region runs from base 1 to 894 and encodes 297 amino acids. The transcript has 9 exons. Lineage: Eukaryota; Metazoa; Chordata; Mammalia; Artiodactyla; Ziphiidae.
AUGAGGCUGGAGGCGGAGGUGGUGAUGGAGGCGCUGAGGGGGCUAAGAGGGGCGCUGAGGAGAGGGGCCAGGGGCUCAGGUGGCGGGGGCGCUGAGGCGGGCGUCGGGGCAAAAGUGGCAGUGGAGGGGCGGCCGCCGGGGGUCGCGGCGGGCGGGAGCAGAUGCGUGACCGGGGCGCGGGCGGGGGUCGCUCACCGGGCUCCGGCGCGUCCUCUCUCUGCCGCCGCCGCCGCCGCCGACUGGUGUUCGGACUCGGGCCCAAGCAGACACUGGGCGGGGCGAGGGGCCGGCCCGGAGGAGGAGGGAGGGGAGCAGGAGGGGGCCUGGGGCGGCGAGCGAGGGGGCCGGGCCCUGGCGCAGCCGGCGCCCCCGCCCUUAGGCCCGGCAGAGGCGGGGGAGGGGAAUGCGGGGGGCGGCUUAACGGCACCCGAGGCCGUUGCAGGCCUCAGCCGUCCCCAAAAGAGCGGGGACCAGGCGGACAGCUUCGUGCGUGUAAAGCGCGACAUGGCGGCGAGGCCGACGAGCCCGGGUGGCCUCGUGUGUACCGGGAAGGGGCGGGGCUACUGCGGCGCGGCGACUACAUUUCCCAGAGGACCUCGCGCGGGUCGGGGAGGGGGGAAGGAAGCGCCUCGGGUCCAGUGCGCAGGCGUGAGUCGCCUCUGGUUAUAUAAGGGUGGCUUUGGGGCUACUUGUUCUUUUGCGUCUUCGACGCUGUCUCUUCUUCAGCUUAGGUCCUCUGUUUCUCCUCCCGUGUCGUCCCAUCCCGGCAACCAGGGUUUACUACUGUAUGUGGUUUGCGCGAUCACAGCGUACAGAAUGGACCUUGGAGGACGGGGUCCCUGCUGGGCCUUCAAGGAAACCACGUGUAGACAUGAACAACCUUCAAUCUCCUGACCUCUGGAGUUCACUGUUGGCAGAAAGCAGACUUUGAAUGGACCAUGAUGGAUCCAGGAUUGGGAGAGAAUUGGACCGUAGCGGAGCCCUUUGUGCGUCGGGGCGUAAGUAGGUUGAUUGCAGCCUGAUCUCAGCUUGGUUCAGUCUGUCCUGUAACAGGAGUUUCUCAACUGUGGAGUUGGAAUGCAAGGUCUCUUGGAAAAAGAUGACCCUGUUCUUUACCGAGAAAGCAUGAAGGUUCCGGUUGAAUCAGUCUCAUAAGGUUGCUGUGUAACCUGAGUGUCCAGAGCUGAAAAGCCUCUGGCUGUUUUGAAGAAUCAAGUAUUAUAUUAAACUUAGGUAAAAAUUUCUAACUUUGUACCCUUCCUAUCUGGAGAAAGAAAAUAAAAUCCUUUGAAUCAAAA